This is a messenger RNA of Prosopis cineraria, 2115 nucleotides long. RefSeq lists its product as uncharacterized. The transcript is spliced from 3 exons. The coding region runs from base 283 to 1221 and encodes 312 amino acids. NCBI's taxonomy places the organism in Eukaryota, Viridiplantae, Streptophyta, Magnoliopsida, Fabales, Fabaceae. The record is from RefSeq and is a predicted model, not a curated record.
CAAUCUUCUCAAGACUGUGUGUGGGGAAGAGAGAGAGAGGGAGAGAGAGAGUCGUAUUAAAUUGUAAUGGGCCUGUCUUAGAGCCAGAUUUUAUUUAUCAUUUAUCUUCUCCCUCUGAUCUUCCAUCUCAGAAAAUCCAAACCCUUCAAAUGCCGACAUAACCUCCAUUUCUGGAUCUUCUGAUUUACUCGCAUAAUACCCGGAACUAGCGAGAGUAAUCCCCCCCCCUUUAUUAGUUGGUUUCUUCUACUGUUUCGAUCUUGACCUCGAGUCUCUGCAGAAAUGAGAGACGUAAUCUCUUGUUUCAGGGAGAACGCUGUCAAUGUGUCUCCUUAUUCUUCAUGUUCUAGCUUCUCUAACAACGCUUGUAUCUCUCCCAGUCUCAUACCUUCGAUCCAGAACUCAGUCUCUUGCGUCUACAAAAUCACCCUCUGUACGCAAAAGCAGCUUUUAAUCACAAUCACAUGGAUUAAAAACCAUUCCAAUCAAGGACUCUCUGUUAACUUCAACGAUGACGACCCCGCGACAGCAAUUUUCAGACUCAACACCAAUUCCAGGUUCUUCAGGAAGAAAAAAGGCAGCAAAUUUCUGGAAUCUGGAGACUCAAAGAUCGAGCUUUUCUGGGAUCUUUCAAAUGCCAAGUACGAUUCUGCCCCUGAACCUCUUGAUGGCUACUAUCUUCUAAUCCUCGUUGAUUCAGAAAUAGCUCUAAUUCUGGGUGACACGGCCGAAGAAAUUGUGACUAAGAAGUUCAUAGCCAGUACUCCGAUGGCCAAAUCGUCACUGAUUUCUCGUCGAGAGCAUUGUUCAGGAAAUACCCUUUACACGACGAGGACACAUUUCUGCGAAACUGGGGGUUCUCACGAGAUUUUUAUAAGAUGCAGCGGAGAGAACGAAGGGUUGAAGAAUGUGAAGGGUCCAGUUCUAACGGUCUGUAUUGAUAAGAAGACGGUGAUAAAAGUGAAGAGGCUACAAUGGAAUUUCAGGGGAAACCAGACGAUUUUCAUUGAUGGGCUGCUCGUGGAUUUGCUUUGGGAUGUUCAUGACUGGUUUUUCAAUUCAUCGUCGUCUUCUUCUGGGUGUGCAGUGUUCAUGUUCAGAACUAGGAGUGCGUUGGAUAGCAGAUUGUGGUUGGAGGAGGAGAAUGUUCAGAAAGAGAAAGACAGAGUCGACUUCUCCUUGUUGAUAUAUGCCUGCACACUUGAUUCUUUGUCACCAUAGGAAAGAGAGAGAAGAACAUUUGAAUUCCAACAGAACAAUGAGCUAUUUUAAGCCCUCUCUCUGUUUCUAUGGGUUAUUUUUCUGCCUGGACAGCGACACAAAUAAGAAAAUGCCGACAUUGUUUGAAAAGUGUCGAUCUUUUACAAUGCCCGAGAGUGUUUGUUUCUUGGGAUUGAGAUAGUAAUAUGACUGAAGGCGCGUGUCAUGAAUGAAUUAUCAGUAGUGUAUCGUGACCACAUUAAUCCGGGGCAAUGUCACUGAGGAAACUUGUUAUUUUUCCAUUUUUAUCAUUUGAUGAUUGGUCAUGAUCCAGUAGUGGUGGAGACAAGAACACGACAAGGUGAGAGUUUGAUUAGGGAAUAGAAGUGGGAUGGUGAUUAUAGGAGUUUGUAAAGAUUGAUGAAGAUGGAAGCGGCAAUUGAGAGGUGAUAUUGAAAUGCAGGAGGUUUGUCUUUAACGGGCACCGAGGUGGUCUAUUCUAUGUUGUGAGAUGCCACGACAUGUUUUUAUGACACUCGUGUGUCUAUGGUCCCUCCUAUCCUCACCUCCUCCUCACCCAAUAAACGCUCAUGGGAUCAACCACUCUCUCCUUCAUGGCAAAAAUAUAUCGAUGUGGUUUCCUUCUCCACUGAUCUGGCUCAGCAUUUGCGAGUUCGGUCAGGUCUGGGUCGGCGAUUAUGUUCUUCUCAGUUCGCCAUUUGCGUUUCAUCGUCGAUUUUUUUGUGGAUGUUUUCUCCGUUCUUUUCUGUUCAAGUUUGGAUGAAGGAACAAAGGAAGGGAGGAGGGAGGCAAUUUUGUUCCUUUUUUAAGGGCACUUUUGUCUUUCUAAUUUUUUAUUUAAGAAAAUAUCAAAAAUUAAUUUUAUUUCACCUUCCCCAGUCUCUGCAUGUCAUA